Adineta steineri is the source of this 882-nucleotide messenger RNA. The record is from the annotation of a GenBank genome assembly. NCBI's taxonomy places the organism in Eukaryota, Metazoa, Rotifera, Eurotatoria, Adinetida, Adinetidae.
AUGUAUCAGAUGGACAAUUUGGAAUGUAUGCAAUGGCGAUCUUUAUCAUAUAAUGAUGCUUGUACUAAUAAAUGUGAUAUUCCUGGUAUGAUUUGUGAUAAUAAUCAAUGCAAAUGUAAUUCAAAAAGUCGACUUUUCUGGACAGGCGCUCGAUGUACUCCAUGUCCAAAUGAUUGGACAAUGACUGAAACAGAAUGUAUUGGUUUGUAUGAAACAUUCUUUUCACGCGAAAACGCAAAAUCAAUAUGUGAAACUAAGAAAGCUGAUUUAAUUAGUUUUCGUGAUCGAAAUAUACUUCCACUUAUAUAUAAUAUAACUAGUAAAAGUACUCUGUCUGUAAAUAAAGGUCUUCGUGUAUGGACAAGUGCAACUGCAGUACAUUUGAAUGGAUUGGGUUCAUAUCAAUGGCUUGAUAAAACUCAACAUACUUUUACUAGUGCAAGCAAUUGGUGGUGUAAAAAAGAUUCAUUUAUUGGUUAUGAAUAUAUAUAUAAUGAACCAACAAGAUUUAAUCAUACAGGUGCAGAAGAAGAAUGUGUCGCUUAUUGGAUUGGUUUGACAAAGGAUGCAAAUCCGACUGAAACAGUUUGUUUGGAUGAUCAACGAUGCGAUCAAGCAUAUCCAUUUAUGUGUGAACAAACUGAAGCUACAGCUCUACAACAUAUAGGACCUGCACCGAUAGUAACUAAUGUUAUCACUGCAUCUACUAGUACUAAAAAUAAUGAUGCAAAUGUAUUGGAAUCAAUCCAAUCUCCUAGAAAAACAAUUGAAGAUAAUCGUAUUUUUAAUAAUCCAACUGUACCGAACAAUAUUGUGGUUAAACAACAACAGGCAAAUAAACGAGCUGGUUAUAACAAACAACAAUUCGAUGAAUUUGAUUAA